AUGUUCAAAGACCCAUCGUGCAAGUGCCAGUGGAUGGCCAUCGUGCAGCCAUGCUGGCCGGGGUUCGGCUUCAACAACUGCCCUACAUUUUUCAACGGCACCACCAAGGAGGCGCCGCCGUUCAUCAAGGCGACCAAGAUCUGCUGCCCAAAGCACGACCUAGAAGGCAUGUACGACCGCAACCUGAUCCGUAUGGUGGUCAAGGUGGAGAAUGGGCUGCGCUGGGGCAUGGGACCAGACGAGAGGGAUCCUGGGGUCGAUAUCAAAUGCGCCGUCAUGUAG
Messenger RNA from Pyricularia grisea, 282 nucleotides. RefSeq lists its product as uncharacterized. The record is from RefSeq and is a predicted model, not a curated record. The coding region runs from base 1 to 282 and encodes 93 amino acids. Lineage: Eukaryota; Fungi; Ascomycota; Sordariomycetes; Magnaporthales; Pyriculariaceae. The transcript has a single exon.